UUGCUAAUCUACUUUAAGGAACGCCUCCAUACAGUGUAGUUAUAGUGGUAAAAGAAGAUCGAAAAAGUUUAUGAAGUUUGAUAUCUGUAUUGUGUUGUGAAGAACCACACAGUUUGUGGGUCACUGUGUCAUAAGACGGACGCUACAUGCUCCCUCCUGGGUCAUCGGGCAGAUGUGGGGCAGCCCGCUCACUCGCUCAGUUCCAGUACGUUCCUCACUGUGUCCACGGUGACUCUCACCUGCUGCCUGGGGUCUGCUGACACCAGCUGAUGCACCUGCAACACAGGGUGGCAAGAUGGCUGGGACGUGGCAGUACCUGCUGGUGGCGAUAAUCUCCUGCGGUCUCUGCUUUUUGGUGUCUGCUGAUGACAGUCAAGAACCCGGAGUCGGCUCAAUCGGAGGAUCCUCCGCCGAAGGAACCAGAGACCCCAAAGAAACUAUUGUACCCUCCUUGGAUUCUCCUACUCAGACACCAAUAAUGCAGUCACCAGCAAUGUUUAAGUCACUGGACUUCGAGAGUAUCAUAACAGAACUGCCCAACAGAUUCGAUAAGAUCUUACAGUUCAGCAAGGUGAUGGAUAAGGACACUGUACUUGAGACAGAUCUAGCGGACGAGUCAAGGGCUAGAUGGAUCAAAUAUGUCCUUCAGCAUUUGCCAAUAAUCCCAACGAAGAAGGUUGUCCCACAGAACAUUGAACAUCCCAUGAAGGACGCCCCCCGCGCUAUGUGGAAUCAAUUGUUAGAAACAAUUCUCAAGGGAUAUAAUAUAAUUUCGGUUGAUGACAACGUUACGCAUCCUGAAAAGCAGGAAGACAACGAUGUCCACACAUUUUACACGGCAGUCAACAUCGACCCUUUUGGACAGUUCUUCAGUGUGGCAACAAAGUUUAUUAAAUCCAUCUCUAAUUAUGAUUCAGUACAUACUUGGUGGAACAAAUUCAGAGAUAUUUAUCAAUAUUCAGCCUUCAGCGAGGGAACGACACUUGAUUCGGAGAAAAAAGACAUUGGAAGAUUAAACUUGGGCAUUUUUCAAUUUCCACUUGCCUUUGGUCAAAAUGAUCUUCUGAAGCUGGCCCUCAACUUCCUCACCUUCCUUGGCAUUCAGUCACUCUUCUGGUCGGCCUAUGCCCCCACCCCGUUCACGGUACUGGAGGACGAGUAUGACUACAACUAUGAUGACGGUGACAAUGGGGAGGGAACUGCGGACGGUGGAGAUGACUAUGACUACAAUGAGAAUGAUUUUGGUGACACUCAAGGUUUUGAUGGAUUUAAUCAAGAUGAUAAUGAAGAUCCUAAUCAGGGUUUCGGUCAAGGCACUAAUCAAUUUGGUGGAGAAACACAGAGACGACGCCAGAGUGAAUGGCCGCACCCUUCCUACUUACCCCAGGUAGUUUCCAUCGCCCAUGGGUUAAAAUACAGACAGAAACCUCUCUCCAGAAACUAGUAUGGAUACAGGCAGAAGAACUGGACUUUCUGUGCUGACACACCUCCGUCACCACAAGACCACCAAUAUCUUCAGCAAGAAGAAGCAGAUGCACUGGAUGCUUCACUGGCCCCUUAGUGCUAUAUUCAGACACACAAGGUGAUAAUAUCAACUACUUAACCACAGUGAACAACUUGUAAGAACUGGUAUACAGUACUGUACUGUAUGCGAUCUUCUGUUUUCACAAUUUUUCAUUUUUGUAUGAUAAAUGCAAGUCACGUUUCCUUUACUA
This is a messenger RNA of Homarus americanus (American lobster), 1715 nucleotides long. RefSeq lists its product as uncharacterized. The record is from RefSeq and is a predicted model, not a curated record. NCBI's taxonomy places the organism in Eukaryota, Metazoa, Arthropoda, Malacostraca, Decapoda, Nephropidae. The transcript is spliced from 3 exons. The coding region runs from base 296 to 1444 and encodes 382 amino acids.